AUGGCUAAUCCAUUUGACGAAACAAUAUUAGAAGGAUUUAUAUGUCCAAAAUGUAUGGUUACGUUUGGAACUCCUGAUUUAUUGAGUCAACAUUUCAAAGUAGAACAUCAAAGUAUCAAUAUCCCAGAAAAUGGAGAAUGCUUAUCUGUAACUAAUCCUGUACUCAAGACACAAGCAGAUCCAAAUACCUCAACUGCAUUUUACGAUCGAAAGAAUGAAAUUCAAUCAAUUGGCGUUUAUCAGUCUCUGACGUCGAAAUUCAUGCAGUUGCGGAAAAACCAUGUUAAUCGCAGUUCAUUAGAAACAAACCGUUUGUUAAUACGUUUGGAAAAAUUAAUUGACGUAGCAGAAACACACGAAGGUGACCGAAAAGUAUUUGAACAAGCCAUUGUACCGUGGAUUGAUGCAAAGGUAGACCUUUGUCCAUACUGUGGUAAGGGAUUUGGUUUAGGCGCUGAGAUAGCUUUCCCAGAUGAAGAUGACGUGUACUUGAAUUCCACAGAAAACAAUGCAAGCAUUUCUAGGUUUUGGCCUAACAAAAUUAGUGUCACUCGUUUAACAAACGCUAUUCUGGACUAUAAUCCUGUAUACCGCAGGCGACAUCAUUGUCGUUUAUGUGGAUAUGUUUUGUGUGCCGACUGCAGUUAUUUUAUUUCUAUACAUAAUGCCCGUGGUCUUCUACAUGCUCUUAACGGACAAGAUUUAUAUCUUUUUCCGGUUCCUUCGAAUGCAUCUGAUACUAAUGAUCAUCCAAAUUACUUACUGGAAUCAGAAGUUAUUUUUCGAAAAGGAAAUAUUUCUACCUCCCAAAACGGUUAUGAGUUGCGUAUAUGUCCUAUUUGUAUAAACAUUUUGAAGAGGAAAAUUAGUAGUUUGAAAACGUUACCAAUCAAUACCCCAAUUAUCCAAAUGCAUAUAGAAUUCAAGGAAUUAAUGAAAAAAUCUAAACUCGGGGAACAAAAAUAUACGCUAGAAUCUGCUAGAUCUAUGCACUCCGAUUUGUUGCAAGCAUUACAAAAAAUUGAGACACUCGGACGACAGUUUGCAAAAUACAGUGAACCGAAUUCAGAACUUUAUGUCAACAGAAUAGUGGCGCGCUUGACAUCAGCAGUUUAUCGAAGGGCGAGACAUUUUGUCCAAAAUUAUCUCCCACCUUUGCAAACUCUUCCUACACUCAGACAAUAUGAUAACCUUACUUCACAACGCAAGGUUGAAUUGGCAGUUAGAUGGUCUGAGGAAGACAAAGCUCUUGCAGAACUGAUGGAGCGAGUAUCUGGUAAACAAAACUUUGCAAACAUGGAUCCAGCCAUUAAUCCUACUGCCAAAAUAUGGCGAAGGUUUUCCCAACUACCUACAUCGAUGCCCAACACUUAUGAGAAACACCAAGGAAAGAAAACUACAAUAGAGUACUUAAGUGAUAUAGCGAAUAAGAUGGAUCACGUCGCUGGACAACUGAUGACUGCACACAAAGAAGGUCGACUGCGAACUGCAGAAGAGCUGGCACAAAAACUCAACCAACUUGAACAAGAAUUUCAGAAUAUCAGUUCUAGUCUUAACGACAGUGAACUCCCAAAAUAG
Molecule: messenger RNA, 1578 nt
Organism: Schistosoma mattheei
Lineage: Eukaryota; Metazoa; Platyhelminthes; Trematoda; Strigeidida; Schistosomatidae
Source: the annotation of a GenBank genome assembly